AUGAGCUCAAAGGAUAACUUGGCCCUGGAUCUGGAGCACGGCGUGCGACGCUGGGAUCGCGCUCGCUGGAUAUCCGUCUUCAGCUCGCAUAACCCGACUAUACGCGAGGUGACGGAAUGCUUGGGCCUGGGCUUAUCGGCGUCUUCGUCCACGACCAACCGCGGCAUUCCGAAAUUCGACAACCCAGACUACCGCAAGCUCUCGAGUGAGGUGACGAAGCUGUCCAAGGAAUUGCCAAAAGAAAGAGAUUUGUUGCUGGAUUUCGCGGCGGAUCCGAGUUCCCUGAACCAGGAGCUCGAGGACCUGCUAGCGAGUUACGGACCCGCUAUUUGGGGCAGGGAUGCGGAUCGCAGCUGUUUACUCACGCCGGAUGCGACCAAGAAGACGUAUAACAAAGAUCUGUUCUACGAGGAGCCGGAGCAUAAGGAUAUUCUGAAGAUUCAUCUGCAUCGGUGGAUCAUCAUCAAAGCUUGCUACUACAUUCGCAACAUGAAGUUGAAGAGACCAUCGGGUGCGAAUGAGUAUGAUCAGCUUGCAGACAUUGAUGCCGAAGGCCUGUCACCGCAUGGGACGCCACAGUCACUCACCCCACCAGAUCCGGAUACUGUUGCAGGCGCUGACCUUGACGUUAAACCCAUUAAUCUAAAGAAGCGCAAGAGCAAUGCUCACCUCACCAUGUCCGACGAUGAAGAUCCUGAGGCUUCGCCUAUCAAAAGGCCUUACAGCACUAUGCCUGUGAGCCGUAAGGGCAGCCCAAGGAAGUCACUCAAGUCACUGUAUCCUGCCGGCCUGGGCAGCAUGGAGAACAUACCUCCUAUGCCGACGCACAUGCAUCGUUUCUCGCCAGCACCAGGAACCGCAUCUGAACCCUCACGGAUACAGCUCAGUCCUCUAUCAAACAAUGACUUGAACGGCGUGUCAAGGCCUCCUGCUAUCACACAAAGCUCCGCGCCCGCAGGCUUCACGGCUGUCAACAAUGGAGGUUUCACUGCUGUUAACAACACGCCUCCACCAAGCGAGCCACCUCGAGAGCCAACACAGGAAGCAUCCCGAGAACCGUCGAGAGAAGUGCAUCGACCCCCUCCUGUGCUGCCAUGGCUCGAUCUGCUACGGAAACCCCUCGGUCUGCACCGCCAGCUACUCCUACACCAGCUUCGAGUCAAGGGUUUCAAGCAGUGA
Alternaria conjuncta is the source of this 1179-nucleotide messenger RNA. RefSeq lists its product as uncharacterized. The record is from RefSeq and is a predicted model, not a curated record. The transcript has 4 exons. Lineage: Eukaryota; Fungi; Ascomycota; Dothideomycetes; Pleosporales; Pleosporaceae. Bases 1 to 1179 code for a protein of 392 amino acids.